GGGCUAGAGUGGCAGGCAAGUCUCUUCCGGUAUCCUGUUGUGCGUCUUGUGCGAUCAGGUCCGCAAUAUUUCCCCGUUAAGAAAGGAGGCGGUGGCUACGAUGGAAGCACCUCCAGGAGACGGUGGAGGAGGCACCAGCUGCAGGCUAGAAUUUGCUGUCCAGAUGACCUGUCAGAACUGUGUGGAUGCUAUUCAGUCUUCUCUUCGGGGAAUACCAGGCCUCCAGGUGCUUCACAUCCAGCUGGAUUCACAGAUCGUGCUGGUGGAGACUAGUCUCAGCACUGAGAAGGCCCAAAGCCUUUUGGAGAGCACCGGGCGUAAGGCUGUGUUGAAAGGAAUGGGAGGUGCUGUGCCUGCAUGCUACGUGGGGAAGGGGCAGAUCUGGACUGAUGACUUGCAGAGGGCUUUUGACAUCAGGCCAAGAGGCAGAGAAUCUUUUGGUGGCGCAGCGGUGGCCAUGAUGUCUGGCUUGGUCUUGGUCCAAGGUGUGGUGAGGUUCUUGCAAGUCUCCCCACAGAGCUGCCUCAUUGAUGGCACCAUUGAUGGUCUGGAGCCCGGCCUGCACGGCCUGCACGUUCAUGAGUUUGGGGAUGUCACUGGUUCCUGUGACAGCUGCGGGGACCACUUCAAUCCUUAUGGGGAAUGUCAUGGGGGCCCUCAGGAUGUGCAUAGGCAUGCUGGGGAUCUUGGAAAUAUCUUGGCAGGUGCUGACGGGAGGGCUUCCUUCCGGAUGGAAGAUAACCAGCUAAAGGUUCACGACAUCAUAGGCCGCUCCUUGGUGGUAGACGCAGGGGAGGACGAUUUGGGCCACGGAAGCCACCCACUCUCAAAACUCACUGGAAAUUCAGGCGGGAGAGUGGCCUGUGGAAUCAUCGCACGCUCCGCUGGCCUCUUCCAGAACCCCAAGAAAAUAUGCACCUGUGAUGGAGUGACGCUUUGGGAAGAACGGGAGCGGCCUGCGGCCGGAGCAAACAAGAAGGCCGCCGGGCAGCCAACCCCUCAUCUCUAGGCUUUGCCGUUCUGCCUGACCUCUGUCUGGGCUCGGACUUCCUGAGGAUUCCCACAGUCCAGAGGGAGUUGAAUGAGGCUAACCAUAGUGGCCCACUGAGAUGGCACAGACAGGGCAGGCAUAUUUUUUAUAAAUAUACACCAGCUGUUCUUGUGGAACAGAAGGGAGCAUGACUGUUGUGCAGACUGUGCUUCUUAGAAACGUUCCACAUGUGCACACACGUUUGCCCGUUGAAUGGCACAUGCACAAUUGUUCCGGCAGUGAUCUGUGAAAGUUUUCCCUGUCGUACACACAUACCUCCGCCUCCCCAGUGUACACACUUCUUACCACUUCUCAUACAUAUGCCUUUUGCCCUCCUGUCACGGCUUGUUUAAGAGGGUUGAUUCCAUUUUCCUAAAGCUACUUUCUGUCCCUCCUAAGAGCUGUGUGUUUGGCAGAAAUUCAACAGGGGCUGUUUGUGGCAAUACAGUAAUGGUGGAAGCUUAACCUGUUGAAUGUCUAAAUGUGCAGUUCUUAAAAGGCAGGAGGGGGAAAGGUAGCAACCUACCAAGCAGUGAUCUGGCAAAGUGUCACUCAUCCUCAUUAGGCGUGUGUCAUAUCCAUUUAAUCCCUUGUCUGAAUUAGAAAAUCCUUUGUGGACAGAGAGCCUGUUGCUUUAUCGAAAAUUGUUGUUGCCCUUACGAUGUUCUUGGUGCCGUCCCUAAAUACUGCUGCUAGCACCAUGCUAGGGUGUUUUCUAAGUGCCUUAAUUUCAGACACACUUGCUUUGAUUCUAAGAAACUCCCACGUCCUACUCAGGAUAGAUCCAUUUGAAAUCAGUGACUUCAGUUAGUCAUGCCCAUUUAUACAUAGUUGGCUAUAGCCUGUUGUCUUAAUUAGUGGCGGCUGGUGGCUCUAUGUCAGUGGGGCAGUGGAAUCCGCUCUGGGUUUUAGUCUGAACUUUCAAGGAGCUGGCCUAGCCACCACUGGUCUUAACCUUCCCUAGUGUGGCAAGUUGCCACAGAGAGGAUUUCAAUGGCGCUUUGGAGGUGUUGCUGCAUCCAAUACACCCUCUCUUAACGCAACUCUUAGCUCCAGGUGUUGUUCAAUUCCUGUCAUCCCUGACCCAUCGGCCAAGGCUGGCUGGGUCUGCUGAGAGGUGUAGUCCAACAACAUCUUGAGGCGGAGGGCAUAGGCCACAAACUGGGGAAGGUAACGAAUGGAUAUGCUCUCUUUCACUUCAUGCUUAACGGGCAAAACAGUGAUACUAAUCUGGGUUAAUAGUUAUGAGUGUGAAGUUAGGUUUUUAUUGAAAUUUAUAACAAUAGUAUGGAAGCAGUGGAGGGGUGGCUUAUUGUGAAUUAAUUAAUGCAAAGCAGUGAUCCUUUUGGGUUUGUGGAUGGCUUAUGUGCUGCAACACAUGUUUUGGAUGCAUGGAGGAGAAAUACAUGACUUCUGAAAUGUGCAUACUAGUCUAGACCCUGUCGCAUUAUGCUCAACAUAUCCAUUAAAACAAAUUCUUAUUAACA
Molecule: messenger RNA, 2517 nt
Organism: Rhineura floridana
Lineage: Eukaryota; Metazoa; Chordata; Lepidosauria; Squamata; Rhineuridae
Gene: CCS
Product: copper chaperone for superoxide dismutase
Exons: 9
Coding region: 101-1009 (302 amino acids)
Biological process (GO): removal of superoxide radicals
Molecular function (GO): copper ion binding
Source: RefSeq, a predicted model, not a curated record